CGUGAGGUUUCCUCCGAGGAGUUAGAGGCUAGGUUUAGGCCUGGUGUCUUAAUAGUGCUUUACUAGUACGAUUAGUCCGAUUUAGAAAUUUCGGGUAGCUGGUUACAGUGCAGCGCCCUAGAAGGAUACUUCUGGGGAAGUAUCUCAGAACUCAGAGUUUCCCAGAGUGGACCCUGGUGAACUGCCAACAUCUGACUACCAAGCAGUUCUCCAUGUGGCAACCGAAACAGCCUGGGGUGGAGGUGAAGCCCGAAGCUUCAAGAAAAGCUCAAAAACGAAAGUGUCAGGAUAGCAGUGGGACAGAGACAGAUUCUGAAGGUUUGGGACAAAGUCCAAAAACCAAAUGCAAGGAUGGAACAGAAAUGCUAUUUAAAGAACCCGGAAAGGCUUGGAAGAAGACCCCUCAGAAGCAACAAGACCUCGAGCUUGAGAAACACCAGCCAGGCAAGGGUCAGGUACAGAAAGCCCAGGAAGAGAGUCCAAGACAACUAAAACCCAUAGAGGGUACCAAAGGGCCUCCAGAGCAGGCUGUGCCUGAGGGGAAGCCUGCUGAUGCUCGCAAGGGUCGCAAGCGUCCCUACUCCACCAUGGAGGAAAAGGAACAAAGCCCCCCAAAAGAAAAGCACGGAAGGUUGUCACAGAAGAGAGAUCCAGAGAGAGGGGGGAGGUGUUCAGAGGAGACAUCCAUUACACAAAAGAAAGAUGGUGUAAACCAUGGGGGAAGAAGGGGGAACAGCUUGGAGCCUGACUUACCGGGAACACCAGCUCUAACCAUCCUGGAUAGUGGCAGAGGUGGCAGGUUACUCCCCAACAAGAUGGCAGUACUUGCGGCAGAGGAAAAGCCUCUCACAAACCUAGAAAAGGGCAGAGAAGUGGAUCAAAAUUUUCAUGUUACAGAGGACACGGAAAAGGAAAUUAGGAGUGCCCUGGGUCCAGGACCCCAAGAGGAAAUCCUAAGUAGGGGAUUCAAAUUGCAAAUCACCCGAAGAGAUAUCCAGACCCUCAAGAAUGGUCAGUGGCUCAAUGAUGAGAUCAUCAAUUUUUAUAUGAACCUUCUGGUUGAGAGAAACGAAAACCAAGGCUACCCCGCUCUUCAUGUGUUUAGCACUUUCUUUUACCCCAAGCUAACGCAGAGCGGUUACUCUUCUGUCAAAAGAUGGACUCGAACAAUUAAUCUCUUUGACAAAGAAAUGAUCCUGGUGCCUAUUCACCAGAGGGUACAUUGGAGCCUGGUGGUGAUCGAUUUGAGAAAACGAAGUAUCGUAUACCUGGAUUCCUUGGGACAGACGGGAAAAACUAUCUGUGAGACCAUCUUCCAGUAUUUACAAAAUGAGAGCAAGACUCGAAGGAACAUCGAGCUGGACCCUCUGGAGUGGAAACUAUACAGCAUGUCCGCAGAGGAGAUUCCUCAGCAACUGAAUGGGAGUGACUGUGGCAUGUUCGCCUGUAAAUAUGCGGAUUACAUCGCUAGAGACCAACCUGUCACCUUCUCUCAGCAGCACAUGCCCAUCUUCAGGAAGAGGAUGGUAUGGGAAAUCCUGCACAGUCACUUACUUGUAACAACACCCACCUGACUGCUGUGGUCACCAGUGGUCCCUGUACUUUUCUACCGUCCUAACUUGGGAUAUCCAACUGCUGCCCGAAUGCCACCUCUAGGAUGCAUGCAAGGACUGCAGGCUUAGACACUGCUGCUGUCCAACCCACAGGAGACCAUGAGCAAUACUGUGCAAUACUGUUUUAAUGCUGGAUUUUUUUAAAUUGCUGUUUUUUGUUUUAUUUUGUCUUAUUUUGUUGUGUUGUGUUUUUUAUUUGUGUUUGUUUUUUUGUGUUUUGUUUGGGUUUUAUUUUUUAAUUUUUGUUUUCUAGUUUGUGUUUUGUUUUUGUUGUUGUUUUGUCUUUAUUUUGUUUUUAGUUAUUGCUUUUUGUUUGUUUGUUUUUUGUUUAUUGUUUGUUUGUUUGUUUGCCAAAGCCGUGUGCCACUGCAGGCUCACUUUUUUUUUUUAAACUUUUUUUUUCCAUGAGACUCUUCAGGAGUCACAGGGAUUCGAACUUGGAAACAUUUUAUUUUUGUUUUAUUUUGUCUUAUUUUGUUGUGUUGUGGUUUUUAUUUUUGUGUUUGUUUUUUUGUUUGGAUUUUAUUUUUUGAUUUUUGUUUUCUAGUUUGUGUUUUGUUUUUGUUCUUUCUUUAUUUUUAGUUAUUGCUUUUUGUUUGUUUUUUUGUUUGUAUUUUUGUUUGUUUGUUGUUUGGGUUUUGUUUUUCAUUGUCUUGUUUUUUGUUUCUGUUAUUGCUGUUUGUGUUUGGUUUUUGUUUGUAUUUUUUCCCAUGAGACUCUACAGGAGUCACACGGGAUUCGAACUCGGAAACGUUUUAACGUUUUAGUUUUAUUUUAUUUUGUCUUAUUCGUUGUGUUGUGUUUUUUAUUUGUGGUUUUUUUUGUUUUGUUUUUGUUUGGGUUUGAUUUUUUUGAUUUUUGUUUUCUAGUUUGUGUUUUGUUUUUGUUGUUGUUUUUUUCUUUAUUUUGUUUUUAGUUAUUGCUUUUUGUUUGUUUUUGUUUGUUUUAUUGUUUGCCAAAGCUGUGUGCCACUGUAGGCUCACUUUUUUUUUUAACUUUUUUUUUUCAUGAGACUCGUCCAGAGUCACAAGGGAUUCGAACCCAGAAACGUUUUAUUUUUGUUUUAUUUUGUCUUAUUUUGUUGUGUUGUGUUUUUUUUAAUUUGUGUUUGUUUUUUUGUUUUUGUUUGGGUUUUAUUUUUUAAUUUUUGUUUUCUAGUUUGUGUUUUGUUGUUUUUUCUUUAUUUUGUUUUCAGUUAUUGCUUUUUGUUUGUUUUUUUUUGUUUUGUUUUGUUUUGUUUUUUUGUUUGCCAAAGCCGUUUGCCACUGCAGGCUUGCUUUUUUUUUUUUUUUUUUUUAAUAUUUUUCCCCCCAUAAGACUCGUCGGAGUCACACGGGAUUUGAACUCGGAAAUGUGGACACGGUCCGCCACCAGAGGGCAGGCGAUAAAGCCGUGCUCCACCCUGGGCUCACUGUUUGUAUUUUUGUUUGUUGAUUUUGUUUGGGUUUUGGUUUUUGUUAGUUUUUUUUUUUUUUUUUGCUUCUGUUUUUGUUUGUGUGUUGUUUUUUGUUUGGGUUUGGAGUUUUGUUUUGGUUUCUUUUUAGUUGUUUCUGUUUGUUGUUUGAUUUUUGUUUGUAUUUUUGUUUGUAUUUUUGUUUAUUUGUUUUUGGGUUUUGUCUUUUGUUUGUUGUAGUUUUGGGUUUGGUUUUGGUUUUAUUCUAAGUUGUUCUGUUUGUGUUUCUGGUUUUGUUUUGGGUUGUUUUUUGUUUUUAUGUUUGUGUUUUUGGUUUUGCUCUUUCUUAUUUUUUUAUUUAUGUUUUUGGUUCUGUUCUUGUGUUUUGUUGUUGUUUUGUAUGUUUUUUCUGUUUUUGUUUUGUUUUUGUCUUCCUGACCCCACCACAGUGAUUAUUUUUCUUGACUCACUGCAAACCUUGACCAUUAUCAUUUUCCAAUCCUCUUGCCCUUGUUCGAACUGUCUAUUUCCCAAAGGAAUGUCCAUCCCAGUGCCAUUCCCUGCUGACGAUGAGGAGGGACAUCAGCAGGAAGAGGCAGAAGCUGUUCACUGGCAUCUACAAUGAUGGAGUCAGAUGCUCUUCAGUUAAAGCUGGGGGUAGUAGUGGUGUUUUUUUGUUUGUUUGUUUUUUUGUUGUUGUUGUUUUUUAUUCUUGAAAAUAGUAUAUGAAAUGAAAAUGAGUUGUACAGAUCGGUGCUGUUCUGAUCCACCGUACUCUACUGGACUUGUACAGGAUGUAGAUCUGCAGCCAAACUACUAACUGGACUCCAGGACUAUUAAGAAAAGCGCCAUGGUCAUUAAAGACUCAUUCUUUCCCAGACCUGCCUUAGUUUUGGAAGUUGAUUUGUAGUAACUACAAUGGCAAAUGUCCAUUUUUAUCUCAGGUCUCACUGAAUACAAACCCCAUCUAGGGUUGUAUUGAAUUUUUCUUUUCAAUUCUAUUUAAAAUUUAUUCUUAAAAAGUUUUGGUAUCUAUUAAGAUGAAAUUAAGAUUUUUUUUCUCAUUAGAUUAACAUUCCCACUGUGGAAGUUGGGGAUUUGGUAUUUAGGGUUGAUACCAACAGUUAUAAAAUAACCUAUUUUACAUGUGAUAGUUUGUAUUUAACUUUUCUAUUCAUUAAUUAUGGUUGUGUUUAUGCAAUUUUUACUCAAUAAAGUUUAAAGUUAUUUAAACA
Arvicanthis niloticus (Nile rat) is the source of this 4241-nucleotide messenger RNA. The record is from RefSeq and is a predicted model, not a curated record. NCBI's taxonomy places the organism in Eukaryota, Metazoa, Chordata, Mammalia, Rodentia, Muridae.